AACACAUCACAAGACAAAAGAGAUCAAAGAAAGAGAGAGAGAGAGACAUGUCGACUACAUACUCUAUGCUUGGUGGUGAAGGUCCUGAUAGUUACAGAGAACAUUCGAAAUACCAGGGAGCAUUGGUUAUAGCUGCAAAGGAGAAGAUCAACGAAGUGAUCUCCGCGAAACUCGAUAUAGACAGUAGUUUAAACCUCAUUAACGUAGCGGAUUUCGGUUGUUCCUCUGGACCGAACACGUUCAACGCGGUCCAAAUCGUUAUUGAUGCUGUGGAACAAAAGCAUAAAGAGAAAGAGUUCCAAGUUUUCUUCAAUGAUUCUUCGAACAACGAUUUCAACACUCUAUUCAAGACACUUCCUCAAGGUAGAAGCUACUUCGCAACCGGAGUACCCGGUUCUUUCUUUGGUCGUGUUCUUCCAAGAAGUAGUCUCCAUUUAGGAGUUUCUUCUUACUCACUCCAUUUCAUAUCCAAGAUUCCAAAUGGAAUCAAAGAUCGUAACUCCCCUGUUUGGAACAAUGAGAUACAUUGCUCUGGAUCUUCAGAAGCCGUAGAGAAAUUGUACUUCGAUCAAUACAAGACCGAUGUUGGAAGUUUCCUUAACGCGAGAUCUCAAGAGCUUGUGUCCGGUGGAAUGCUAUUGCUUCUUGGAUCAUGUCGUAUAAAUGGAAAUAAAUUCUUUGAAUCCGUUGAAGGAAUGAUGAUUGAUUACAUUGGAACUUCACUUAACGAACUUGCUAAACAGGGUUUAAUAGAUCAAGAAAAGCUUGAUGCAUUCAAAUUGCCUAUCUAUGCUGCACAAGAGGAUGAUUUGAAGCAAAUCAUCGAGGCAAACGGGUGUUUCACGAUCGAGGCUUUCGAAAAGAUUACUCACGGGAAAGGCGAGUAUCCGUUAGACACAAAUUAUUUGACGCUCGCGUUUAAGGCCUCUCUUGGAGGAUCUAUAGCUGCGCAAUUUGGCCAAGAUGCUAUGGAGAAAACAUAUGAGCUUGUUAGCGAGAAGACAGAAGAAAUGCUUCCUCAAUUAGCCAAAGCCAAACCUGGAAUCCAGUACCUCAUUGUGCUUCGAAGAAACUGAUUCUCAUGAUCUGUGUUUAGAUCUGUGAAAUGAAAUGAAGCUGAGACUUUAAUAAUGUGGUUACAAUGAUGUGUGUUUUGUUUACAAUAUUUUCCCAACAGCUCUUUUGUUGCAUUACUGUUAUUUCUAUCUUAAAGUUUUCAGUGCUUUGUCUAUUCAAUAACAAUAAAUAAUGGACUCUUUUGUCUCU
This is a messenger RNA of Capsella rubella, 1266 nucleotides long. Its product is annotated as farnesoic acid carboxyl-O-methyltransferase. Bases 48 to 1076 code for a protein of 342 amino acids. Gene Ontology annotation, biological process: methylation. Gene Ontology annotation, molecular function: S-adenosylmethionine-dependent methyltransferase activity. The record is from RefSeq and is a predicted model, not a curated record. The transcript has 3 exons. NCBI's taxonomy places the organism in Eukaryota, Viridiplantae, Streptophyta, Magnoliopsida, Brassicales, Brassicaceae.